Echinops telfairi (small Madagascar hedgehog) is the source of this 2923-nucleotide messenger RNA. RefSeq names its product interacts with SUPT6H, CTD assembly factor 1 (gene IWS1). The record is from RefSeq and is a predicted model, not a curated record. The transcript has 14 exons. Gene Ontology annotation, cellular component: nucleus. Lineage: Eukaryota; Metazoa; Chordata; Mammalia; Afrosoricida; Tenrecidae. Gene Ontology annotation, biological process: poly(A)+ mRNA export from nucleus. The coding region runs from base 149 to 2689 and encodes 846 amino acids.
GCUUGCGGUUUUGCCAUCGGCUCCCCACACCUCGGGUCAGGCGGGAGACUUCGCGCACGGGUCGCUCCAUCGAGGGACACUCUGCGGGAAGAAGGUGACGGGAGGGCGGCGCGGGGCGCGGACACUCCCCGCCGAGAGCCUGCCCAUCAUGGACUCGGAGUAUUACGGCGGCGACCAGUCAGAUGAUGGUGGCGCUACCCCAGUACAGGAUGAGCGGGAUUCGGGCUCAGACAUUGAAGAUGAUGUAAAUGAACAACAGUCUGGAUCAGACACUGGGAGUGUAGAACACCAUUCAGAGAAUGAACCUAGUGACCGAGAAGAUGGCCUUCCAAAAAGUCACCAUGUAACAGACUCUGAGAAUGAUGACCUCCCAAAUCUUAAUGCCAGUGACUCUGAAAGUGAGGAGCUGCAUGGGCAGAAGGAUAGUGACUCAGAAUCUGAAGAGCAUCCGGAGCCUCCUGCAAGUGAUUCUGAAAAUGAGGAUGUAAAUCGCCAUGGGAGUGACUCUGAGAGGGAGGAGACUAGGAAAUUACCAGCUAGUGACUCUGAAAAUGAAGAAAUUCUUAACGGGCAUGCAAGUGAUUCUGAAAACGAAGUUGUUGAAAAACAUGCUGCUAGUGAUUCAGAAGUUGAAGAGCUCCAGAAAAGUCCUGCCAGUGACUCUGAGGCAGAAGAUGCUCUAAAACCUCAAGCCAGUGAUUCUGAGAGUGAGGAACACCCAAGGCACCAAGGCAGUGACUCCGAAAAUGAGGAGCUCCCCAAACCUCAAGUCAGUGAUUCUGAAAGUGAAGAGCCUCCGAGGAAUACAGCCAGUGAUUCUGAAACGGAGGAGCUUCCCAAACCCAGUAUCAGCGACUCAGAGAGCGAGGGCCCCCCAAGGCACCAAGCCAGUGACUCUGAAACGGAGGAGCUUCCCAAGCCCCACAUCAGUGACUCAGAAAGCGAGGGUGCCCCAAGGAAUCCAGCCAGUGACUCAGAAAAUGAAGAGGAGCUGUCCAAACCCCAGAUUAGUGAUUCAGAAAGUGAGGACCCCCCACGACAUCAGGCCAGUGACUCUGAAAAUGAGGCGCUUUCCAAACCCCACGUCAGUGACUCUGAGAGUGAGGAGCUCCCCAAACCCAGAGUCAGUGACUCUGAGAGUGAGGAGCCACAGAAGGCACAGGCCAGCGAUUCCGAAACAGAGGCCGCUGCCUCCAGGCACAAGCAAAAGCCUGAGUCGGACGUUGACAGCGAAGGGGAGAACAGGAGAGAGGAUGCAGACGUGCAAAAUGACUCCUUUCAUUCAGAUGGCCAAACAGAGAGGAAAAGGUUUCACAGUUCUGACAGUGAGGAGGAAGAACCCAAAAAGCCAAAACUUGAGAGUGAUGAAGAUGAAGAAAAGGAGGGAGCGGAGGAAAAAACAACAAAGAGGAAAGUGGCUGUUCUUUCGGAUAGUGAAGAUGAAAAGAAAGCGUCUAAGAAGAGCCGUGUUGUCUCUGAUGCAGAUGAUUCUGACAGUGAUGUUACAUCAGAAAAAGCAGGCAGAAGAGAAAAGACUUCGGGCAGUGAAGAAGAAGUCGGCGAAGAGGAAGCAUCUGCUAAGAAGACUGAGGAGAAUGAUUUAUUUGGGAGUGACAGUGAGUCCGGGAAUGAAGAAGAAACCCUUAUUGCAGACAUAUUUGGAGAGUCUGGUGACGAGGAAGAAGAAGAGUUCACAGGCUUUAAUCAAGAAGAUUUGGAAGAAGAAAAAGAUGAAACACACAUAAAGGAAGCAGAAGAUUCAGAUUCUGAUGAUAACAUAAAGAGAGGAAAGCAUAUGGACUUCCUGUCGGAUUUUGAGAUGAUGCUGCAGCGGAAAAAGAGCAUGAGUGGUAAGCGCAGACGUAACCGUGAUGGUGGCACCUUUAUCAGCGAUGCAGAUGACGUUGUGAGCGCCAUGAUAAUCAAGAUGAAUGAGGCUGCUGAGGAAGACAGACAGUUGAACAAUCAAAAGAAGCCUGCACUAAAAAAAUUAACUUUGUUACCUACUGUUGUUAUGCACCUCAAAAAGCAGGACCUGAAAGAAACAUUUAUUGACAGUGGUGUGAUGUCUGCCAUCAAAGAAUGGCUCUCACCUCUACCCGAUAGGAGUUUGCCGGCAUUAAAAAUUCGAGAAGAGCUGUUGAAGAUUCUGCAAGAGCUACCUAGUGUAAGCCAGGAGACUCUGAAACAUAGUGGGAUUGGACGAGCAGUGAUGUAUCUCUAUAAACACCCCAAGGAAUCAAGGCCUAACAAGGACAUGGCAGGAAAAUUAAUCAAUGAGUGGUCUCGGCCUAUAUUUGGCCUUACCUCUAACUACAAAGGGAUGACAAGAGAAGAAAGGGAACAGAGAGAUCUAGAACAAAUGCCUCAACGACGACGAAUGAACAGCACUGGUGGCCAGACACCCCGAAGAGACUUGGAAAAGGUUUUGACAGGAGAAGAGAAGGCUCUGAGGCCUGGAGAUCCUGGGUUCUGUGCUCGAGCGAGGGUCCCGAUGCCGUCAAACAAAGAUUACGUUGUCAGGCCCAAGUGGAACGUGGAGAUGGAGUCUUCCAGGUUUCAGGGCACCUCCAAGAAAGGUAUCAGCCGACUGGAUAAACAGAUGAGAAAGUUCACAGAUAUCAGGAAAAAAAGCAGAUCAGCACACGCAGUGAAAAUCAGCAUCGAGGGCAAUAAAAUGCCAUUGUGACUGCCUGGGAUGGACCGACAUCUCUAAGAAAUUUAUGAGAGACUCUUUGGAGGAGAAAUAUCUCAUUACAUUUUUUUUUAGUGUAUCUGUAAAUGAUUGGUUCCACUUGUAUCAAAUGUCAUAGGACUAGCAAUUUCUCAUAUGUAUUUAAAACUGUUUGUUGUGUACUUUGUACAGAAGAAUAUUAGUCAUACUGCUAUAAACUUUACACAAUAAAAUUACACUCUGGUUUUG